This is a messenger RNA of Asparagus officinalis (garden asparagus), 4168 nucleotides long. RefSeq names its product HEAT repeat-containing protein 6. The record is from RefSeq and is a predicted model, not a curated record. Lineage: Eukaryota; Viridiplantae; Streptophyta; Magnoliopsida; Asparagales; Asparagaceae.
GAAAACUAAAAUUCGAUACACCUUUUCGGCCGCCAGCGAACCUAUUAGCACACCGCUCUGAGCUCAAUUGAGUCCAUGAGACGCGAUCUCGCCGGCGAUGGCGUCGUCAUCCUCCCGCGUCCGAUCAUGGCGAACGGCGUUUCUUACUCUAAGAGACGAAACCCUAACCUCACCCUCUCCCUCCGCUGUCACCUCUCUCAUUCGCGAUCUCAUCCUCUCUCAGUCCGCUGAAGACCUAGCCGCCGCGUCCAUUGAGUUGCCCUCUCACGAGGUUACCUCGGAUGUGAUUCUGUUGGCGGAACUGGCUCCGGCGAUUUCUGAAUGCGAGGACGCUGGUCAAUCGUUGUUUUGUGUUUUUCAUUUGAUUCAUGAGGUUAGUUGCAAAGUUCGUAUGGGAGUCGACUCAUCCUCUUGGACCAUCAUGCUAAACUUUCUUAGAAAGAUGCUAGAGUGCAAUGCUACAGCAAGGAACGCUGACAGAAUGAAAGCUAUAUCUGAAAUUUUAGAAAUUGUCAGGUUUUUCGACAAGGCUUACAGAAGAAACAGCUCGUUGUCAGAGUGCCUGGAGUUAGCUGAAAUAGUUGUCUCUGUUGUUUCAUGCCUGAAUUCUGAAUUACUUACCUUGUACUAUCCACAUGAAAACAACUGGAGUGGCGCAAACACUGGGACCCGAAAACCCAAAUACAACAACAAUCUAUGGGAGAUGCAAACUAUUGCAUUCUCUAUGAUUGGUGAUGCCUUAUCGAGAAUUGGGUCUUCUAUUUCAGAGAAUUUGUGGCAGUCUCUGGUGGAGGUUCUGAGAAAAGUAAUGGAUUUCGUAGCAUCAAGAAACUUGCUUAUCGUGGACAAUGUCAUGUCAAGGUUUUACACUACGCUUCUUCAUUGUCUACAUUUGGUGCUAACUCAUCCAAAAGGUUCCCUUUCAGGACAAGUUACAGGUUUUGGGGCAACAUUGCAAAUGUUUUUCACAUAUGGUCUCUCUAGUCGAUCUUCUUUAAUACCUGUAAGUGCCGACCCAAAAGACAAGAGUUUGAAUUCCCCAAACCAGAAGCCAUUACUUGAUUCCAGGAAAGGCGGAAGUUACGUGCCUCCACAUCUUCGAAGGAGAGAGAGGACUAACAGGCAUCAUUCAGAUGCUCAGAGUUCUUCAGAUUGUGAUCGUUCACAAUAUGUUUUAUCUUCAUCAGAUUCAGAUCUCAGUGAUAAUGAUAGUUAUGCUACAAAUGGAGAUCGGUUUAGGAGUUCAAAAGCUAGGGUGGCUGCCAUUGUUUGCGUACAAGAUCUCUGUCGUGCUGAACCAAAGUCACUCACCUCUCUCUGGACACUUCUUUUGCCUGAGAAUGAUGUAUUGCAGCCAAGAAAAUAUCAAGCAACUCUUAUGACUUGUUUGCUUUUUGAUCCUGUGAUGAAGAUACGGCUGGCAUCUGCUUCAACUUUAGCCUCAAUGUUGGAUGGACAUUCAUCAACCUUUCUACAAUUAGCUGAAUAUAAAGGGUCUACUAAAUGUGGAUCAUUUACCACACUUUCCACCUCCCUUGGUCAAAUUCUAAUGCAAUUGCACACAGGUAUAAUAUACUUGAUACAACAGGAAACACAUGCUGAGUUGCUGACAAUGUUGUUCAAAGUCCUUAUGCUUCUGAUAUCUGCUACACCAUAUGCUCGAAUGCCUGGAAACUUAUUGCACACUUUGAUUGCACCUUUGUGCAAUAGAAUAAGGGAGGGCCUUGCAUGUAACAUCGAGGACAAUGGCCUUCUGGAAACUGCUCUUAGUUGCCUGGGGGCAGCACUUUCUGUAUCACCUCCAUCGUCAUAUGUCUUAAAAAUGCUGGAAGAAGAUAUGUCAAGAGGUCUUCUUCAUAAUCAACAAGAAUCAGGCAUAUUUGCUCAGUUAAUUCAAUUUUUGGAUGAAGCUAGGCACCUGACUGUGAGAUUUGAGGCUCUCCAGGUCCUGAGGGCAGUAUUUCACAACUAUCCAGCCACAGUAGCCCUAGUAUGGGAAAACAUUUCAGCUGCAGUUUAUAGAUCAUUGAAGCUACCUUCCUCUUAUGAUUCUAGCUAUGAACUUCAUUCAGGGCCAUGGAAAGGAGAAACUGGAAAAACUGUAGGAUCUACUUAUGAAAAAUGCGUUAUGGCUUCUGUUAAGGCUUUGGAUGAGUGUCUUCGCGCAUCUUCUGGAUUUAAGGGAGCAGAUGACCUCCUUGAAUUUAGGUUGGCAGAUUCUCAACUUAUUGCUGAUUGCACCAGACCAAAAAAGAUUUCAUCUGCUCCUUCAUAUGAACUUGGAGAGGCUUCAAGUGGCCAUUUAGCAGACUAUUCCUCUGGGAGGGAGCAUUGGAUUGAGGUCAUUGAAAAACAUCUGCCUCUGGGCCUCUCACACAGGUCUCCUAUGGUGAGGGCAGCUGUGGUCACUUGUUUUGCCGGAAUGACUUCAGCAGUUUUCUUUUCCCUGAGUCAGGACGAACAAGACCUCGUGUUAUCUUGUACUGUAAAUGUAGCACUGAAUGAUGGUGUCUCAUCAGUUAGAUCAGCUGCUUGUCGAGCCAUUGGUGUUAUUGCAUGUUUCUCAGAAAUUCUUCUCCGUGCAAGGGUGCUUAAAGAGUUUAUUCAUGCAGUGCAAUAUAACAGCCAUGAUUCUUCAGUUGCAGUGCGAAUAACUGCUUGUUGGGCUUUGGCUAAUAUAUGUGAUUCUCUUCGCAGUCAAGCAACCGAUUUACGGCUGGAAAGAUCUGAAGGGGAUGUAUGUGAUGCCAAGUCCAUUUCUCUUUUGUUCGAGACUGCUCUAUGGUUGAUAAAGGAUGGUGACAAGAUAAAAGCAAAUGCUGUGAGGGCUCUCGGGAACCUUUCGAGAUUUAUCAAAUUCACUUGUUAUUCUACUUCGAGCAACGGGUUAAGUGGCUGUUUGGAUUCUCAUGAUUCUGCUAAGGGUACUGAGUUUUCCCAGAUCAAUGCCAGUAAAACAAGUGGUCCUUCUACAUAUAAAAGCACCAUCUCAAAAUCUACCUUAUGUGUGGAGUCCAGUUGGCUCGAGAGAAUCAUACAGGCCUUUGUUUCAUGUGUGACAACGGGUAAUGUGAAGGUUCAAUGGAAUGUUUGUCAUGCAUUAAGCAAUUUAUUCAUGAAUGAUGCAAUAAAGCUGCAUAAUAUGCCUUGGACACCUUCAGUUUACAGCAUUCUUCUGUUGCUACUUCGUGAUGCCGCUAAUUAUAAAAUCCGCAUACAUGCUGCUGUUGCGUUGGCCGUGCCAGCAUCAAGACUUGAUUAUGGAAAUUCAUUUAUUGAUAUUGUUCAAGGUCUAGUGCAUGUACUUGAAUCAAUAAGUUCAGCCCAGGCCAUAUCGCCAUCAAGUUUUAAAUACAAGGACAGCCUUGAACAGCAGGUUAUGUUGACCACAUCACAUGUCCUUGGCUUAGCUUCAUCUGACGAUGACCAAAUUCUUAAAGAUUUUCUUAUUAAGAAAGCAUCCUUUAUGCAGCACAGUGGCCCUCCCUCAACAAGCAAGACUGUACCUAUUGAGAACCCAAAUGACGGCACAAUGGAUAAUUUGCCUAAGAACUUGAUAUUGUUGAAGGUAUCCGGAGCAGUAAAAUCCCUGAUUGAUAUCUACGAGAGGAGCAAUAAUCAGAAUCUUGCUCGACGGCUUGAGAAACUAGCCAGCAAUUUCUCGUGAUCUCUUCAUUGUCAUCUGGCAAACCUCUUUAUGUGAAUCUGGCGCAAUGCAGAGACUCAGUCCACGGAGUCCCUUAUAUUUUCAGGCUUAAAAGAGUACACGAUGUAUCUAUUGGUCAUCAAGAUGGCUGGCUAGGUUACGGAACGCUAUCAGGAUGCCGGAAACCCGAAGAAGUCUACUAUUGGGCUAAUGAUUAUUGAUAACAACUUAGUCUUAUAUGAAUCUUUCAUGCAGUAAUUAUAUUCUACCAUCGUCAAGGUGCACACGAAAAUGGUUCACUUCAUAGGUGAUGAUCUUCGGCUCAUAUGCGUAGGUGCUACUACUUCAAUAGUGGAGUAAUUUAUCCUUCUGCUUCAAUGCAUGUAGCAUUACUGGUCAAAAUGACGGAAAAACCAUGGACUGUAAUUAUUGAUUUAUUGCUUUCAACAUUAUUCUUUGUAAUUUUUUUAUCCUAUUUUUACUACUUUCACAAGCUUAAGAUUAUUUUCCCUUUUUCUUACA